This is a messenger RNA of Papilio machaon (common yellow swallowtail), 668 nucleotides long. RefSeq lists its product as uncharacterized. The coding region runs from base 56 to 610 and encodes 184 amino acids. The record is from RefSeq and is a predicted model, not a curated record. The transcript has 5 exons. NCBI's taxonomy places the organism in Eukaryota, Metazoa, Arthropoda, Insecta, Lepidoptera, Papilionidae.
UAAAGGAAUAACAAGUGAUUUCUCUAAAGUGAGUUGUACAUGCUGUCCGGUUAAAAUGUUUAAAAUUAUUUUCUUUUUAUUAUAUGUCGCGGUAUGUUUCGCCACUGAGGGGAUGAUACGAUGUGGAUUCACACCAAAUGAAAUCUAUUCGUGUACAGGUUUACCUACAGUAGUGAAACCCGAAAUAUCAGCCAAGUGUAAGAUAACAGUCAAUCAAUGCGACCAAAUGACGUGUAUAUUCAAAGAAGCAGGCUGGAUGACAGGAGGCAAAGUGGAUAAAAAGAAAUUGACGGAUCACUUCGAUGAGUUCAAGCGGGAAUUCCCCGAGUGGAGCGCCGCGGUGGCCAAAUUGAAAAACUCGUGCAUUGACAGCGAGCUACUGCCUCAAGGGGUGUACUUGAACUGUCCAGCGUAUGACGUCAUGCAUUGUGCUUUGACUAGCUUCAUUCAGAACACUCCCGCUAGCAAGUGGGACAUGGAGCAUGGGACCGGGUGUACGUACUCGCGGCAGUUCGCAGCUUCGUGCCCCCUCUGCCCCUCCGACUGCUUCGCGCUGCUGGUGCCGGCAGGCUCAUGCAACGCCUGUCUGAUGCUGCCUAGAGCCUCUUGAUACUUUAUUAUAUGAUCUGCAAACCUUCUUGAUACUUUUAUCACGAUUAAAAUUUAUG